This is a messenger RNA of Clupea harengus (Atlantic herring), 2728 nucleotides long. RefSeq names its product G protein-coupled receptor 137 (gene gpr137). The record is from RefSeq and is a predicted model, not a curated record. NCBI's taxonomy places the organism in Eukaryota, Metazoa, Chordata, Actinopteri, Clupeiformes, Clupeidae. Gene Ontology annotation, cellular component: lysosomal membrane. Gene Ontology annotation, biological process: positive regulation of TORC1 signaling.
GUUUUCAAACAGCAAUACACGUGAGUGACUUCCUACACCGCUGGUGGCAGUAGUCAGCUUAUAGUGGAAUCCUUCUGCCUUUAAAAAGAUAUGAAAGAGAACUUUGGAUAAUACACAAUGGAAAUCCUUAGAAUUAUAAGCACACGCAGGGAGGUAAGAGUAUAGUUCUGACUGCCGUUUUUAACUGUAGUAAUAAAGGGUUAGAUGGGCAGGUGAAUUAGGCUUCCUUCCUACUUUUAGUUUCUAAAUGACAAAAGCUAGCUGGCUAAUGUUACGUGCUAACCAGUAACAUAGGCGAUGUAAUAACGUUGAUUUCUUAGAAUAGUUAACGUUAUGUUCUCACUGACUAAUUUUAACCAAGUUUGACAGACAAAACGAGGCAACGUUAUUCUAGUGCUUUGCUUAGGGGAAGACAUUGUAGCCGUCACAAAACAACAACGACGCAACGUAGUUAGCUUGCUAGCCUAACUACUUUAGGAGGUGAAGAUAUUGAAACAGGACAUGGAUUUCUUCAGAUUUCUUGAGUUUGUCCCUGGAUUAUGAGCAGUUUCGCGGACAAGGGAAUGACAGAAUAAUAGCUGAUUUGAGUGGGCAUUUUUGUGUCGAACUAUGGGAAAUUAUAGACCUAUAUCACUGUUUUUACAUUAUUUGUUUACACAUUAAGUUUUGAAGGAAAACAUUUUAUUAGGAUGCAAGAAAAUCAAUAAUUGUACGGUUUUCACCAGUGGUGUUCAGUCACUAUUUUCCUAAGACAAAAACUGACUUACUUUGUCUACACUCAGUGUGCAGUGGCUUUGUGGAGCUAGAUUAUUUUCACAUUUGGUGCUAGAAUUGAAGAGGGUCCUCCAAUAUUUAUCAAGGACACUUAAUUCAGUAAAGCUGUGAUCUAUUUCUUGGAAUAGGCUUGUAAACACUGUGCAAGGGGUGGUAAACGGUAUCAACUUAACUUCUACCUCAGACUCUUAUCCAUCAAAAUAAACCAACAACCGAGCAAAAUGGAUAACCAGCUUUCAACUACUGUUUCCCCUAACUCUUCGUUCAACCCUUUUCCUAUUGAACCUGCUGUGGCCCCAUCUGUGCAGUUGGGGUUUACCACCCUAUACACUUGCCUAUAUGGCAGUCUCUUCAUAAUAGUGUAUAUCCAGCUGUGGCUCCUUUUGCGAUACGGCCAUAAGCGCUGGAGUUACCAGAGCAUUUUCCUGUUUUUAUGCCUUUUCUGGGCAGCCCUGCGCACCACGCUUUUUUCCUUUUACUUUUGCAAUGCUGUGGCAGCCAACCACCUGCCCGCCCCAGUCUACUGGCUCCUGUACUGCUGCCCAGUGUGCUUGCAGUUUUUCACCCUGAGUCUCAUCAACCUGUACUUCACUCAGGUUGUGCUGAAAGUGAGGGGGAAGUACAGCUAUGAACCAAGCAAAGGACAGUAUGUGUCCCGCUGCGCCUAUGCCGCCAUGAGUGCAGUCUUCCUCUGUGUGAAUGUGGUGUGUGCCGCCCUCGGAGAGCCGGGGGAAAGUAGCGACAAAACCUGGAGGCUGGUGCUUGUGCGGGUUCUGGUCAAUGACCUGCUCUUCAUCGUGGAGGCGAUCUGCCUGGCCACCUCUCUGCUUCUCCUGACACGCUUUUCUCCGUCCACCAGCCUCUACCUGCACAGUAAGGGUACAUCAGUAUGCCAGACUGCAGUGCAGGGAGCAGGGGUGAUUCUGCUGUUCCUCAGCAGGGCGUGUUACAAUCUGGCAGUGCUCAUGCUGUCCAAAGAUCAUAAGGUGGAAGCCUUUGAUUUUGAUUGGUACAACGUCUCAGACCAGGCUGACCUACACAGCGAGCUUGGAGAUAGGGGGUACCUCGUGUUCGGGGCAAUUCUCUUCAUCUGGGAGCUGCUCCCGACCAGUUUGCUCAUUCUUAUAUUCAGAGUCCGCCAGCCUCCACAAGAAGUGAAUUAUACUCCAGCAGUCAACAGUCAAGGCCCGCGUUCCUACUUCUUCGAUGACCCUCAGAGGAUGGACGACGACGAAGGUGUCCCGUGGGGCUUCAACACACACCACCAUAGCAGCUGGUUUGGCUCCUCCAGUGAGACGGCGCCCCUUCUCUUUGCCAGUGCUAAUGACCAGACCAGCCAGCAUCACUCUCUCUACUCCACUCCACAGAACUGACCGACUUGGGGCAAUACUUGGGCAUUUCCAAGACCUCGGUCAGGCGGAGUAUUUGCACUCUUCAGGCACUUCGCAGACUACUUGCACCUUCACAUUCCAACCAGACCACUAUCCUGUCAAAGACUAUCAGGGACACCUGUGAUUUCUCUUGAUGAGUUGAAGUCAUCUGGCGUUCCAAAGGCUCAAUGGUCUAUAUAAAAGCUGUAGUGAACAAUAGUAGACAGUUUUACCCUUUCUCUCAAGUUUCAGCCAGUCUUAGUUCUUGUGGAUAAAAGGGUACUAGAGUCAUUCCUCAGUCAUGAUUUUUCAAUGUAUAACUAAAGUGGUAUGCAUUUUUAAUACUUCAACCUGUUAAGAUUGUUCUCUAAAUUAUUUUCCUAUGACCCAGACCCCUUAGAAGAUAUAUUUUAUUAGAUAUCCUUUGAUUUUGGAGAGGGGCGGGGGGAGGAGUUCAGAAAAAGGGAACAAGGAUUGAUCGCAGGGCUUGAGAUUGCUGUGUAUUAAUGUAUUAAUGUGUUGCUCAUUUUAAAAGGGAAUUUGAAUGGAAGAUGGUAUUAAUUUAUAAAAUUCCAUUAAACCAA